AUGAGGAAAGACCUUGAUAAAUGGAUUGUGGAACAAGGAAGAACAGAAACUACACAUCAACUUACUAGAAAUGAAAAGAGGAGUAGUCUCACCGGAGAUCAGCUCAGUAGCAGAAGCAAUUUGAGAAAUGUGCCUCAAAAGGAAAAUCAGGUUGAGGGCUCAACAUAUGCUGAACCCCAAAAUAUUCCAAAAGAUACACAACAGGUGGAGCCUAUUCAGAGUGGAUCUGUUCGCGAACAGGCUCAACACUCAAUUACCAAUCUGGUUUCCAGCUCUAAUAGAUAUGAUAAUAGACUUACCUCGAGUCCUACUGACAAAGAACCUCUUACUCCUAGGCCUGAUAUCAGGCACCAUACCUCAACUGAGAACAAAGUAUCUAAUUCUCUGGAUUAUAUUGUAUCCUUAGGAGAUAAUGAUCAUGUACUUCUAAUAACCCUUACAAAGAAAACAGCCUUUUUAUAUGCUCUUUCAUCAGCUUGUCAUCCCUCUGACCUUGCACAAUUAGAUCUAACUACCAUUAGAUUUAUUCAAAAUGGUAUUACUAUUGAGUGUAUAAAUCUGAAGGAAGUUAAUAUUGCCAUAGGAUAUAGAAUUAAUAAAAAAUGCACGAAGAAGAUAUUUAUUGGUAAAUAUCAGGAAAGUACAGAAUUAUACCCAGCUACGACUCUACAACAUUAUAUGACUAGAACAGAAGAACUUCAGCAUUCUGAAGACCAAAAAACUGUGUUGUUCUUAUCUAAUGUAGGCUUUCACAAACCAGCAGUAGUCGAUACUAUCGCUAAUUAG
Messenger RNA from Scutellospora calospora, 786 nucleotides. Lineage: Eukaryota; Fungi; Glomeromycota; Glomeromycetes; Diversisporales; Gigasporaceae. The record is from the annotation of a GenBank genome assembly.